Molecule: messenger RNA, 2668 nt
Organism: Seriola aureovittata
Lineage: Eukaryota; Metazoa; Chordata; Actinopteri; Carangiformes; Carangidae
Gene: slc25a10b
Product: solute carrier family 25 member 10b
Exons: 11
Coding region: 394-1254 (286 amino acids)
Biological process (GO): oxaloacetate transport; malate transmembrane transport; mitochondrial transport
Cellular component (GO): mitochondrial membrane
Molecular function (GO): antiporter activity; thiosulfate transmembrane transporter activity; malate transmembrane transporter activity
Source: RefSeq, a predicted model, not a curated record
GCCCCGGGGCGGGUAGGCAGCUCCGCCGUCCACGGUGGCAAUUGGCUGCGUUUUUCUCUUCUGUCUACAGCUGCAGGUCGUGGCCCAAACACAGUAGACAGUGCACACAUACACGAACACACGGUGCUUCACGUGCAAACACGCACAUUUUGUGGCGUGAGUGUGCGCGAUGCUGCUAGAGCCCAAAGUCCUCUGGUCCGUGGUGCUGACUGUUAUCGGAAUGUUUGAAGAUUAACGAGGUUAUCCGUGUCCUGUAGACCACAAGCCACUGCCAGCUGUACCCCUGCAGGCAGGCCAGGAAGCCGACAGAGCAGGCGGACAGCGUGUCGAGGCGGGCUGGAAGGAAGGAAGUCACCGCUGUAGCUGCAUUGAACGACGGCAGAGGACGGCACCAUGACCGAGAAACGGAUGUCGAGGUGGUAUUUCGGUGGGCUGGCGUCCUGUGGAGCCGCUUGCUGCACGCAUCCUCUGGAUCUCCUCAAGGUGCACCUGCAGACACAGCAGGAGGUGAAGAAGAGGAUGAUGGGGAUGGCCAUUCAUGUGGUGAAGAAUGACGGGGUGCUGGCUCUUUACAAUGGCCUCUCUGCCUCCCUUUGUAGACAGAUGUCCUAUUCUCUCACCAGAUUUGCCAUUUAUGAGACAGUGAGGGACAUGCUGGGCAGCACAAGCCAGGGCCCCAUGCCCUUCUACCAGAAGGUCCUGCUGGGAGCCUUCGGAGGUUUCACUGGCGGGUUUGUUGGUACACCGGCAGACAUGGUGAAUGUCAGGAUGCAGAAUGACAUGAAACUACCACCAGAACUGAGGAGAAACUACAAACAUGCCAUCGAUGGGCUCUUCAGGGUCUCCAGAGAAGAGGGUGUGAGGAAACUGUUCUCAGGAGCCACCAUGGCCUCCAGCAGAGGAGCCAUGGUCACUGUUGGACAGUUGGCAUGUUAUGACCAGGCCAAGCAGCUGGUGUUGGGAACAGGGAUGAUGGGAGACAACAUGCUCACACAUUUUCUUUCCAGCUUCAUUGCUGGAGGCUGCGCGACAUUCUUGUGUCAACCUCUGGAUGUACUAAAGACGAGACUGAUGAACUCAAAGGGAGAGUACACGGGGGUGACACAUUGCUUACGAGAAACCGCCAGGCUGGGCCCAAUGGCAUUUUACAAGGGUCUGGUCCCAGCAGGGAUCCGCUUGAUUCCCCACACGGUGCUCACCUUCAUCUUCCUCGAGCAGCUCAAGAAGAACUUUGGCAUUCGCAUCAUCUCCUAAACUCUGCAAUGGGCUGCUCUGUAAUCUCAGCACUCAGUACUUUAAGGCCAGUCCACCAGUGGUGCACAGCGCAUUCAGAGCCCACGCCAGUGUAAUAGCAAUUGUAGACUGUGGCUUAAGAAGUUUGUGCCAGGAAUGUGUAUCCUGUAGACCUCAACAACACUUGAUUGUUUUCCUAUUAGGCCAAGAUGUUGUUUGUGAUUUAGCAGAAGUCUAAAAUGUACUUACAAACACAAUGUAGCCUUGUCAUCAAUCUAUAAUAUUUCCCAAAAGCCAUCACUAAAACAUGACUAAACAAGCUUUUAUGUAACAUACAUAGUAAUCAUUCCCAAUAGUGGUGACCAAAUGUGAUGCACCCUGAAUUUUACAGUUUUACAGAUUUAUUUGUUUGACUUCUUAUCAUGUAAUAAUUAGUUUUGAACGGGAAAUCAGCCACUAACACGUUAGAAUUUCAUUAACUUUUACCUGAUUCUCCUCCCUUCAUUCCACUCCUGUCACAAUUUCAUUCUUAAAUCUUUCAGAGAAGAGGACCAAGCUUGUUUGUCUUGUGGUUUUAAGUAAGGAGGGAGUUAGCGGGGGAAACUGUGAACCAGUCGGAGCAGACUGUUGAAACUACAUUUGGCAGUGGCUCUUGCAUUGACUUCUCCAGUCCUAGUGAAUUUGAAUUUGCAAACGACCACUUGAUCUCUUUAAGUUCCUACUGUUUGAAUAGAGAAUCAUGUAGAGAACUGCUGUACAGUACAAGUGUACCUGUAGCCAUUUCAUCUCUAAUGUUAUUACUCCAUUGAGCUAAAUGCAUGUCAGACUUUAUGACUCAGGAUGCUAUUAUGUAAGGCACUUUACUGAAACUCAAUGGACUCAUACUCACUAACCUGCUGCGUAGAAACACAUGCUGUACACUAAAACAUGUUCUAAAAGUAAGAAUGGAAAUAUUUUCAUUUGUAUUGACUUUAAAAUGUUAAUGGUUCCAACCGAGGAUGUUUUCUGCCUCUUGUUGUCCCAUUAUAAGUCUGACUUUGGUUCAAGCAUUCUCUGUGCUGUGCCUGCUCUGUUUACAGAGACGAGUAAUGUUGCCUUACAGUAUCUGUCCUGCAGGGGGCAGUAUAGUAAUGUGUGAAGUAUCUUCUCCUGUGCUGAUAAGUCCUGCACCUUCAUCCUAGGAUACAAUAAAAAAAAAAAAAAAAAGACUAAUAAUGUCACUGAAUGACUGUUUGCCUGCAUGUUCUUAUUUUCAAGAGUUGCAGUGUGAGGUACGGUGUGGUACAUCAGCCAUAAUAUUGGUACUCUUAACCCUAAUUUUAUUCAUACGCACAGAAAUGAAACUGGAGGAACCCACAGUUCUGGGUGUUGCGAAUCUGUAUUUUGUAGAUCAUUCACCAAGAAUUUUGGAAUUAAAAUACUAAUGGAAAAAAUA